CACGCAUCACGCAUCAGCGUGUCCUCUGCCGGGGCAGGUCAACGUGACUGUCUCAGAGCAGCAUGUGUUAGUCAGUGGUGGUGUUUUAUUAUAUUAUAAUUAAUAUUUGCUAUAAUCGGAGGGUGUGUUUGCUUUAUCAGCUAACUGGAAUGGCUGCGUACGGAAGGACAGUGUUGGUUUCCGCGCUCGUGCGCACUUUGGGUGGAGGAAGAAGUAGAAGAAGCUCGUCCUGUGUUACGAAGUUGCUCGAGACGAACCGAAGCCUUUCAGCUGGUUCUUAUUCACAACACGAUUUACGGCGAGAAAUUCACGCCCGGGCUGUGAAUCUUGCGAAGUCUACGUUCAGCUGGAGCGCGUCGCACAGAGCCCUGUGUUCUGCACAGACGCCGCACCAAGAAGACGAGUAUCCCCCUCUUCCAGAGUACUCUCCUUCUCCAGAGGGUGAACAGAAGGACGUGUUCAUCGUCCGCGUUAAGGGUCUGCCGUGGUCUUGCGGUUCUGAAGACCUGCUGAAAUUUUUCUCCGAAUGUCGCAUUCGCAACGGAGUGAGCGGAAUCCAUCUUAUGUAUCACAAAAACGGAAAGCCGACAGGGCAAGCCUUUAUUGAGCUGGAGGACGAGGAGGAUGUCGGCAAAGCCUUGGAGAUGCACCGGCAGUACCUCGGACCCCGCUAUGUGGAAGUGUAUGAAGUGACCAACAGAGACGCAGAAUCCAUACUGAAGGGAACAGGUGAAAGCCAAGACGGAGUGGUCCGCAUCCGAGGUCUGCCCUUCAGCUGCACAGAGCAGGACAUUAUCCAGUUUUUUUCAGGACUGAACAUUGUGAAAGACGGGAUCACGCUGGUGAUGGACCGCUGGGGUCGGAGUUCGGGUGACGCCUUCGUGCAGUUCGCUACACAGGAGAUGGCGGAUGAAGCACUGAAGAAAGACAGAGAGGUUAUUGGAAGCAGGUACAUCGAGGUGUAUCCGAGCAAAAAGACUGAGAUUCAGAUGCAGUAUGGCAGAGGGAAAGGAGACACUACAGUCGCUUCAUUACGCUCACAAAACCCCAGCAGUGUGUCUCUUCCCGCACAUUAUAUACACAUGAGGGGUCUACCGUACCAAGCCACGGCUGGAGACGUAAUAAAUUUUUUUCACCCUAUCAGGGUGGCGAAGGUUCGGCUGGAGUACGGACCUGACGGAAGGCCUAGCGGCGAGGCAGAGGCUCACUUCACGACGCGGCAGGACGCAGUGGAAGCGAUGACCAAAGACAAGCAGUAUAUACAGGACAGAUAUAUUGAGCUGUACCUAAAUAAAACCUAAAAGAAUUAAGGAGACUGAAAAGGUGAAUGGAUGUCAUCUGUAAAAAGCAUUUUGGCAAUAUUUAUUUGGGAUAAAUAUGAGACAGAACUGUAAUAAACCUGCUCAGUUAUGGA
This is a messenger RNA of Silurus meridionalis, 1414 nucleotides long. It is a transcript of the gene grsf1, whose product is annotated as G-rich RNA sequence binding factor 1. Gene Ontology annotation, cellular component: ribonucleoprotein complex; nucleoplasm. The record is from RefSeq and is a predicted model, not a curated record. NCBI's taxonomy places the organism in Eukaryota, Metazoa, Chordata, Actinopteri, Siluriformes, Siluridae. The transcript has 10 exons. The coding region runs from base 150 to 1301 and encodes 383 amino acids. Gene Ontology annotation, molecular function: RNA binding. Gene Ontology annotation, biological process: regulation of RNA splicing.